Brettanomyces nanus is the source of this 2253-nucleotide messenger RNA. RefSeq lists its product as uncharacterized. Gene Ontology annotation, cellular component: nucleus; cytoplasm. The record is from RefSeq and is a predicted model, not a curated record. Bases 1 to 2253 code for a protein of 750 amino acids. Lineage: Eukaryota; Fungi; Ascomycota; Pichiomycetes; Pichiales; Pichiaceae. The transcript is spliced from 2 exons.
AUGACAGAUACUUCCAACCCUUACAACUAUCAGUUGAUUGUUAGUAAGAGCAACGCCAACGAUCAGGAUAUCCCUAGUGACGAGGAUAUCGAUGGUGACAAUGAUGAUGAUGAUUUAUCCGAUUCUAACAAUUUGAAGACCUUUUUGAUUGAUGAUCAAUUGAAGUUUUGCCUUUUCCAUGAUUACGACAGGAAUGUUAUAGCAUGGAAGGAUAUGGAGGGGGACCUUGGUGAUAUGUAUGAGUACAGAGUAAAUCCAACUGUCACUCAGGAUACUAUCGAUCACUUUUUGUUGGCAAUCUAUAAAUGCGAAUAUGAGAGGAAGUACAAGAAGUCUAGCUCUCAUAUACAUGCUUCUGCUUUGGAGGAAUUUGUUGUCGAUAGAACCGACUUACAGCUUGAAGGUGAUAAUAUGUUAUCGUCAAUUUCUAGUGCUUUUACUACGUUGAGAGAUCAAAGCGGAAUUUUAAUCGUAAGAGACGAAGAGGGAGAAGAUGAUGAUCCUGAAGAAGGAGACGACGACGACGACGACGAUGAUGAUGAUGAUGAUUUUGAGGACGCUAAUGAAGACGUGUCCAAGAUUGGCAAACUUAUAGGGUCCACCGAUUGUGAAUUGUAUGCAUAUAAUCCUAGCAAGCAAGUGUUCAAAGAGAAAGAGAAAAGUGCUACGGUAAAGGUUCUCAGCUUGGGUAACUGGGACUAUUGGCUCGAAGUGAUUAGGAAAAACAGUACAAAUACUUCUUCAAAGGAGAUAUUUGCUGCCUCAUAUGUUAUUGAACAGCUUGACCCUGUUUUUAGGUUCGAGGAAUUGUGCUUUAUUUUCAACUACAUUACUGAGAAAUCUGCAUACACUUACUUAUUGAAAUUUUCGGAUCAGGCGUCCUUUGAUUCGUUCCAACUAGUGUUUGCGAAGGCCAUGUGGGAGCAUGCAAAUAGGACUCAGUGGGUUUCUGUGAAAAGUACGGAACAGGACUAUUUGAUUGAGACUUUCAACAAUCCUUCUCUUGCAGAUGAAGAAAUGGAGGACAUUCAAGAUGCGGACGAAGACGAGGACGAAGAGAUGCCAGAUUCUCAUGCAAGUCUUGCAGAUGAGAACAAGGAUUAUCAAGAGGAUGACGAAGACUAUGACCAGACGAAGGCUAGAUAUGAAAAGGGAGAAUACAAUACUGGAUUGAAAAUAGGCUUGAAGAAUGACCGUGCGUUUAUCUCUCGUGGAAACAGAUUAGGAGUGUUUAGCACAGGCGCCGACGAUAAAAAUCUCGAGUUUGCUACCGCCAUUGAGAAUAUCUCAAGUUCAAAGAAGAAAGAUAAGAGAGUCGAUCCAGAUCGUAUGAUGCUUCAAAAGGGAGAUUCCAUUAUGAUCAUCCAAGAUAAAAGCGAUCCCAACACAAUCUACAAGAUGGAUCUUGAGCGUGGUCAAGUGGUUGAAGACUGGAACUUGAUGAAGGAUUGCGUUGAAAUACCCGUUGUGAAUUUUGCACCUAAUGAUAAGUAUGCGGAGAUGGGCAACGACGAGACAUUCUUGGGACUAUCAAACCAGUCGCUGUUUAAAGUGGAUCCAAGAACCAAGGAGAAAGUCGUCGAUUCACAGUUCAAACAGUACAAGACAAAGACGAACUUCAGCCAAAUCGCCACCACCGAGGACGGAUACAUUGCUGCUUCAACCAAGGCAGGUGAAAUCAAACUAUACGAUCAGCUUGGAAGAAAUGCCAAGACGGCGUUGCCUGGCCUUGGUGAAGAUUUUAUUGGCUUAACCACAUCGAACGAUGGCCGUUUCUUGCUAGCUACAUGCAAAAAUUACCUUCUUUUAAUUGACGUGAAGAUUAAAAGGGGUAAGCAUAGAUACAAGAUGGGAUUUGAAAGAUCUUUUGGUAAGGACGAUAAACCCCUGCCAAAGAAGCUCUCACUCAAGCCAGAGCAUUUGGCCUAUCUAAGACAGAUUUGUGGCAACGAUUUAACAUUCACCAAGGCUAACUUCAACGCUGGGCUCAUCACAAAAUCCAAGAAUCCCACGUCCAUUAUCACCUCUGUUGGUCCAUUUGCUAUUACAUGGAAUUUAAGAAGAGUACUAAGAAACGACCCUGAACCUUACACCAUUCGUCGGUAUAGUGAUAAUGUGAUGAUGGGGGACUUUACCUUCCACAACCAGAACAGAAUGAUUUUAACUUUACCUGACGAUGUCACCUUAGUAUCCUCCAAGUCAUUUCACAAGCCCGGAAAGGAGUUUAGUGUGGUUAAGGAGUUUCCUAACUAG